Messenger RNA from Ceraceosorus guamensis, 897 nucleotides. RefSeq lists its product as hypothetical. The record is from RefSeq and is a predicted model, not a curated record. The transcript has 3 exons. NCBI's taxonomy places the organism in Eukaryota, Fungi, Basidiomycota, Exobasidiomycetes, Ceraceosorales, Ceraceosoraceae. The coding region runs from base 1 to 897 and encodes 298 amino acids.
AUGUCGCCAUUGAUGCUGCUCUACUGGUGGAGUCGCGCAACAUCUUUUGGCUUAUCAAGUGCAGCUCUUGUUCUAGAAAUCGUCAGACAGGCUGUGUCUGACUUCUCGGAUCUUCGAGUUCGUUUCUCGUCAUCCACAGGCUCAGGCAGCGGAACGACGUCAUCGUACAUGUGGUCACCGUUCGAAGAGCUUGUUGAGGCGGUGCUGCUAGCCCUCGCGGCUUUUUCCUUCCACUCUCUGCAAUGUCUCGCGACCUUCCGCAUCAGCUUCAGACCAUGGAGACAAUCGAAAGCCGCAAAGUGGAAUGAGCUACAUCAGAGAAUUCCAGCUACUGCUGGUCUCUUGGGACGACGUAAGCCGCUUGAGUCGGAAAAAGGAGUCGAGAAGCUAGACGUCUCCAACACGCAAGCUGUAUCCCUCGCGCUUGGUUUGCUGCUGCUACACGCGAUCGUUGGCAACAUCGAUUUCGCCCAAGCCAUACAUCAUCCGGAAGGACUUCCCACAUCAGAGCUGACAUCACAAGUCAGCGGCCAUUUUAGCAACACCGCCGCGCGAGAAGCUUGGCCGUGGAGACUGGAGUUGCUAUCUACGUCUUGCGUAGAGGCCGCGAUGAUAUCUCCAUUGUUGCUCAAUACCAAGACCGCUACCUACAAUGGUUCCUUUCGGAUUGUGUCCGUUUCAAAGGCUGUGCAUCUGCUUCUGAAUUGGCUGUAUUCGGCGCUUGCCAGCAAGAGAAGUGUACCGUAUACCACGAGGUGCCUCCUCUCUGAUGGCAUCAUUCUGCUCGAAUGCGUCCAAGCUGUAGCGUACAGAGGAGUAGGCCAGGAGUUGGUCGGUGCCUGGCUCAAGUCGCGCGGACGCAUUGCACCGGUUGAUGCUGCAGCUCAAGCUCGAUGA